Molecule: messenger RNA, 513 nt
Organism: Linnemannia hyalina
Lineage: Eukaryota; Fungi; Mortierellomycota; Mortierellomycetes; Mortierellales; Mortierellaceae
Source: the annotation of a GenBank genome assembly
AUGACAGACAACACCAAACCACACCCACUCGAGUUCUUGAUAGGCACAUGGGCUGGGCGCGGAAAGGGCUUUUAUCCCACGAUCCCCUCCUUCGAAUUCUUUGAAGAGCUGACGUUCACCAAGGACCCUGCCGGUCGACCCGUCGUCGCCUAUUCUCAAAAGACACGCCGAGCUGUUCCUGGAAGUGACGGAGCGGGAGAAACGGUCCCGGUUCCGGGGCCUCCUCUUCAUGCAGAGGCCGGGUUUAUUCGCUUGCCCAAUUGGUCGAAUGAGAAGUGUGAACUUGUCCUCAGUGUCGCGAGCAUUGAGGUGGGCGCUAUCAAGGGAACCACGAUCGACUGGGAAACCACCAGCAUUAUCCGCUCCCCCAGUGCCAAGGCGCCUCAUACAACCCAUUUUACAAGGAAAUGGAUAAUCAACCCAGAGGAAAGGACGUUCUCGUACGAAUUCUCGAUGGCGACUGAGAACACGCCCCUGACGCGCCACCUCGAAGUCCAUCUUCUCAAGGUCUAG